CCGAGCUGCGGCUGCGGCAGCGGCGCGGCGGGGACGCGGCCGGGCUCGGGGGGACACACGGACACACGGCCCUGCUCGGGGCAGGGGUGUUUUGCCACAGCCACACCGGGAGACAGCGGCCAAAGGGCGGAUCGCAGCCCCCGUGCCCGGCUUCGCCCGCGCUCCCCGCUCGCCCGGGGAUGGAGGAGGGACGGCGGCGAGCGCAGCGCUGGGCUCGUGGCUCCGGGGAUCCUCGGCUCUGCCUCGGCGCUGAGGUGUGCUGACCAUGCUGCUGCUGAUCGUCUCCGAGAGCUCUGUGGAGGAGCAGUUUUAGGGUUUGCUCUGCAGAUCCAUGGAGCCGGACCCCCAUGCCAGCAUGCAGGUCGGGAUGAGGGUAGUCCGUGGCGUGGACUGGAAGUGGGGCAGCCAGGACAGCGGCGAGGGCAACGUGGGCACCGUGGUGGAGAUCGGCCGCACGGGCAGCCCCACCACGCCCGACAAGACCGUGGUGGUGCAGUGGGAUCAGGGCAACAGAACCAACUACCGCACGGGCUUCCAGGGAGCCUACGACCUGCUGCUCUAUGACAACGCCCAGAUCGGUGUCCGUCACCCCAACAUCAUCUGUGACUGCUGCAAGAAGCACGGGAUCCGAGGCAUGAGGUGGAAAUGCAAAAUGUGCUUUGACUACGACCUGUGCACCCAGUGCUACAUGAACAACAAGCACGACCUGUCCCACUCCUUCGAGCGCUACGAGACCGCUCACUCCCAGCCCGUCCUCGUGAGCCCUCGACAGAAUCUGACUCGCAUCACGUUAAAAGGGACUUUCCAGGGGGCUAAAGUGGUCCGUGGGCCUGACUGGGAGUGGGGUAACCAGGAUGGGGGUGAGGGUAAGACCGGCCGCGUGGUCGAUAUCCGGGGCUGGGACGUGGAGACCGGCCGCAGCGUCGCCAGCGUCACCUGGGCAGAUGGAACCACCAACGUCUACAGGGUGGGCCACAAGGGAAAAGUGGACCUCAAAUGUACUGUGGAGGCUUCUGGGGGCUUCUACUACAAGGAGCACCUCCCAAAAUUAGGGAAACCAGCUGAGCUGCAGAGGAAGGAGAGCACAGACAGACAUCCCUUCCAGCACGGGGACAAGGUCAAGUGCCUGCUGGACAUCGACAUCCUGCGGGAGAUGCAGGAGGGCCACGGAGGCUGGAACCCCAAAAUGGCUGAGUUCAUUGGGCAGACGGGGACCGUGCACAGGAUCACGGACAGAGGGGACGUGAGGGUCCAGUUCAACAGCGAGACCCGCUGGACGUUCCACCCUGGAGCCCUGACCAAGCUCAACACCUUUUGGGUUGGUGAUGUGGUCCGGGUGAUAGAUGAUAUGGAAACAGUGAAGCGGUUCCAACCUGGUCAUGGGGAGUGGACAGAUGAGAUGGCACCUACCCUGGGGCACAUUGGGAAGGUGAUCAAGGUCUAUGGGGACGGAGAUCUGCGAGUGUCAGUGGGGGGACAGUCCUGGACCUUCAACCCUGCCUGCCUGACAGCCUACCAGAGGGAGGAGGAGGCCAACCUGAUGACCACAGAGAGUGCCAAGGAGUCCAAAAGUACUUUGGUGACUGUCCUGGAGAAGCUGCUGUCCCAGAGGACAGAGUCAGAACAUGCAGGGUGCCUGGUCAUUUGUGCAGCCCUCAACAACGCAGCCAAAGUCCGGGAGCUCCUCCAGAAAUACCCAGACAAGGUGGAUGCCAAGAACCAGGGCAGGACUGCCCUGCAAAUUGCCUCAUACCAGGGGCACCUGGAGGUGGUGAAGACGCUGCUGCAGGCGCACGCCAACGUGGACCUGCGUGACGACGAGGGGGACACGGCGCUGCACUACGCAGCCUUUGGGAACCAAGCUGAAGUUGCCCGUGUGCUGCUGGCCAAGGGGGCCAGUGCAGACCUGCUGAACAAUGCCAAGUGCACAGCCCUGUACGUCGCUGUCAGCCAGGGCUUCACCGAGGUGGUCAGAGCCCUCUGCGAGCUCAACUGUGAUGUCAACCUCCCAGAUUCCCAGGGAGACACCCCCCUGCAUUAUGCCAUCACCCUGGACUACAAAGUCCUGAUUGAGAUCCUCACUGAAGUUCCCAACAUCGAUUUCACUGUCCAGAACUGUCAAGGUUUCAACCUGCUCCACUAUGCUGCCCUGAAAGGCAACAAGCUAGCCAUCAAGAAGAUUCUGGCCAGGGCUCGGCAGCUGGUGGACUCCAAAAAGGAAGAUGGAUUCACUGCCCUGCACCUUGCUGCUCUCAAUAACCACAUGGAAGUGGCUGAAAUUCUCAUCAAAGAGGGCCGCUGCGAGCUGAACGUGAGGAACAGCCGGAGGCAGAGCCCGCUGCACCUGGCCGUGAUCCAGGGCCACGUGGGCAUGGUGCAGCUGCUGGUGCGGCACGGCAGCGACGUCAACGCCGAGGACGAGGACGGCGACACGGCCAUGCACAUGGCGCUGGAGCGGCAGCAGCUGAUGGGGCUGGCCCUGCAGAAACGGGACGGCGACAUGGGAGCCGCCCUCCUGGCCAAGUUGCAGGCUUCUGGCUUCCUGGGAAAUGUGGAGCUGAACGUUGGGACUGCCAUUGCCUGCUACUUAGCACAAGAAGGAGCAGAUAUUAAUUAUGCAAAUCAUCGGGGAAAGUCUCCUUUGGACCUCAUCACAGAUGGAAGAAUCGUCCAGAUUGUCAAAGACUUCUCCCAGAAAUUCAGGGAUCAGCAGGUUUCAUCUGACAGCUCAACCAUCACCUGCAGCCUUCGCCGUGUGCACACCACGCCCAACACCAUGACCAACCUCAGUGUCUCCAGCGUGGCAGUGCCCACAGAGUGCCUGGUCUGCUCUGAGCUGGCCUUGCUCAUCCAUUUCUUCCCAUGCCAGCACAGUAUUGUGUGUGAAGAAUGCUCCAGGAGGAUGAAGAAGUGCAUCAAAUGUCAAGUGACAAUAACCAAAAAGCUGAAACAAGACAGCACGGAGGUGCAGUGCAGCCCCAGCUCGGAGGGCACGGAGCAGAGGAAGCUGAUGGAGGAGCUGCAGAGCCGCUACCGGCAGAUGGAGGAGAGGAUCACCUGCCCCAUCUGCAUCGACGACCAGAUCAAGCUGGUGUUCCAGUGCGGGCACGGCUCGUGCCCAGACUGCAGCACGGCGCUGACCGUGUGCCCCAUCUGCCGCCAGGCCAUCCGCGAGAGGAUCCACAUCUUCGUCUGAGGGCAGGGAAGCGCCCCAGGGACGGGCCAGGGGAGGAGGAGGAGGAGGAGGAGGAAGAGGAGUCCCCUCUGGGGUGUCCCAGGGAAGGGACAGCCCCUCCCUCAUCUGUGCUGCUCAUCCACCGCCACCACCGGACUGACCACGCUUCCAGAGCUGAGCUGAAGAGAUCCUGGGGUGUCCCAGAGCUGAGCAGAUCCUGGGGUGUUCCAGAGCUGAGCUGAUCCUGGGGUGUCCCAGAGCUGAGCAGAUCCUGGGGUGUCCCAGAGCUGAGCAGAUCCUGGGGUGUUCCAGAGCUGGGCAGAUCCUGGGGUGUCCCAGCACUGAGCAGAUCCUGGGGUGUCCCAGGGCCAUCCAGGAGUGUUCCCAGCUCCCCAGGAGAUCCCUGGAUCAGCUCUCCCAGGCCCAGCCCGGGAGGGGAUGUCCCCCCUGCCCCUGGGGCUCAGCACAGCAGCAGAGCUGGAGUCAGGAGUCCUACAGACAGAGCGUGUGCCUUAGAGAAAAAGUAGUGAACACUGACUGGAGAAAAUCUGUUACAACAAAUAUUUCUGACCUCUAAGUGACACUCUUCUUCUUCUUCUUCCAUAUUUUUUUUUUUUUGGCAGAGCCAUGUGUUCAGAGACUCCUGAGCGUUCUAUCCAUAAUGCCAAAGGCAGGUGUUAAAUACUCCAAUCAAAGUGUAAAGAAAAUAAAUAGUAAAUAAUUAAGAUACGAGGGGGAGGAGGAGUUAAAAAAAAAAAAAAAGGGAUUUCAUUUUUGUUUUUUUGUUUUGCAGCAAAACUUAAUAAAAUAAAAAUAUAUAUUUUCCUGAGCAUUAAAAAUGAAUGUACAAACAAUAGCUGUAUUGCUUUCCAGCUGAGUGAAGAAUUAUUACCCACUCAGUCAUCCUGUAAAGUAAAUUUUGGUGGAAGUGUGGCUGUUUGUUUGGGGUCUGGUGAUGCCCAAACCUCCUGUUUGUUACCUAUUGGAAGCAAUAUUUAAACAAACAAAACAAAACAAAAA
Molecule: messenger RNA, 4195 nt
Organism: Taeniopygia guttata (zebra finch)
Lineage: Eukaryota; Metazoa; Chordata; Aves; Passeriformes; Estrildidae
Gene: MIB2
Product: MIB E3 ubiquitin protein ligase 2
Biological process (GO): protein ubiquitination
Cellular component (GO): cytoplasm
Molecular function (GO): zinc ion binding; ubiquitin-protein transferase activity; protein binding
Source: RefSeq, a predicted model, not a curated record